Nilaparvata lugens (brown planthopper) is the source of this 6721-nucleotide messenger RNA. It is a transcript of the gene Paip2, whose product is annotated as polyadenylate-binding protein-interacting protein 2. Gene Ontology annotation, molecular function: mRNA regulatory element binding translation repressor activity. The transcript has 5 exons. Gene Ontology annotation, biological process: negative regulation of translational initiation. Bases 745 to 1335 code for a protein of 196 amino acids. Lineage: Eukaryota; Metazoa; Arthropoda; Insecta; Hemiptera; Delphacidae. The record is from RefSeq and is a predicted model, not a curated record. Gene Ontology annotation, cellular component: cytoplasm.
UAACAAAAAAUUUUUGAAACCUCCAUCAAAUAAAAUUUAUUAAUAAAAUUCUGGGUCAUUGAUAUUAUUGAUUGCAGUUGAAAUAUCUUGACCUAUUAUAGGUCUGAAGGAAAAAUACAAAGUGAAACUUAGACAUGUCAGUCUUUCAAUUGCAAUUCGAUUGAAUUUUGUUAUAUUUCGUAAUUAUGAUUGAAAAAAUUCAAUUAUUCAUCAGAAAAAUAUUAUAUAACUUUUUGUUGGCCAAUGCUUAUACGUGACCCAAGUGUAUUAUUGCAUUAUGGUAGUCUCUGUUGUGUAGUCUGUAGAAGGAUACGGAAUAAAUAAGAAAGUUGGUUAGCGUCCGUGAAUGUACUAACUGGUUUAUUUUGAUAAGUUUGUUUACAUGUUUUUACUAAAAAGGUGUACAUGAUUGCACAUUUAUCCACAUAAUAAAUUCUAGGUAAUUAUUCAACUAUUUUUACCACUUCUUCACAAUUGACCUGCACAAUAUUGCUUGCGAGAUACCUGUUUUCAAUUUUGUUGAUUUCAAAAUGGUUCCUUCUUGGAGGACACACUGCUCUAUUUUUGUAAAGAACUGAAUAUAACUCACAAAAUCAUAACAUAACAUGACAUAAAUAUUAUAAAUUGACUUUUUCUGUAUCUAUAUGUAGAAUUUUCUAGUUAGCAGUCUCAUAAAAUUGUGUUUUGAAAGUGAAAUCUGUUGACAUCUUGCUGACUCCAUUGUAACUUUGUUGAUCCGACUUUAUGAUAAUUAUUAAAAUACGCUACUUGUCUCUGGUUAUGAAAAUGAAGAUUCCUACAAACAGCUCUGGUAACGGCUAUUACGGCAGCGAAACAAUUCCUCCCUACCUGUCAGAUGGAUCUGAGAAUGGGCAUCAGGAUGACCUCGAUUCUCCAGCACUUGACGGUGACUUCUCAGAGUACAUGUGGAUGGAAAAUGAAGAAGAGUUCGACAAACAGGUAAUGCAACAGCUGGAAGAAGAGGAGCUGAUGGAGCAGUGCAUACAGGCGAUGCUUGAAGAUGAGAGAGACAUCAGAAGCAACAACCAGUACAACAGCAGUCAGCAGAACAACUCGACGCAUGCGCAGAACCAGUCGCAGUCACGACAGCAGGUACCGCGCGUCUCGGCGCGACAGACCUGGAGCAAUGGAAGUCUCAACGGACAGCAAGACAUCUGUAAUGGCAUGGAGAACCUCAGGGUUCAGGAUCAAGAUGAACUAGCGAAGCAGAGCACACUGAACCCGAACGCAGCCGAGUUUGUGCCGCGAGUGAGCGCCAAUGUGGCCGCCCCCUCUCCCUCGCCCGCCGCUGCAGCCGCGGAGAAAGCAGCCUAAACAGCUCCACUGCCCUACAGCCACUUCAGCCCUACAGCCACAUCUACUUAGGUCUCACACCACAUCUGUUCAUAGGCUGUGAAUGGUGCAGCUACACUUCGUUUAGUUGUGACGUGAAUGUGUUGAGUCGUGUAUACAGCAGCUGUUGUUUUAUUUGUGUGCGCGCGCAUGUUAAGAGAGAGAUAAAUAAAGAGAGAGUGAGAUGUAGAGAGAAAGAGAUAGGGCAGGCGAUUGCACCCCCUUAUUCAUAAUGGUUGUCCACUUGGCCCGGCUUGUAUUAGGGCACUACCUCCAUAAACAAAGCCGUAGUGCAUUCGUGUGACGUCAGCACAGGUAGAGCUCAUACACCAAUACAAAUUCGUUGAUUUCAGCUGAUCUAUAUCAGCUAGUGUUUUUAUUGGUGUAGGAGCCCUACCUGUGCUGACGUCACACGAAUGCACUACGGCUUUGUUUACGGAGUUAGUGAUUAGGGUACCCAUCAACAAAAGGACAAGUGUGUUGAACCACUGUCUCUGUAAACAAAGCCGUAGUACAUUCUGGUGACGUCAGCACAGGUAGGGCUUCUACACCAAUCAAAAAUUGUUGAUUUCAGCCGAUCUAUAUCAGCUAGUGUUUUUAUUGGUGUAACAGCCCUACCUGUGCUGACGUCACCAGAAUUUACUACGGCUUUGUUUACGGAGGUAGUGGUUGAACUUGUGUGUACAUGCAUGCUCGUCAUGCAUUUUGUUGUUCUAUCAGCGAGAUGCUUCGAACAAAAAACAGCUGACAGCAGCUUCUAACAUAGAAUAAACAAUAAAUAAACGUCACUGGAAAAUUGCAAAUUAUAAUGUUACAAAAAUGAUUCAACCUCAAAUAGAGCAACGAAUAAAAAUAGAACCUAAUCUUGAAAACAUUUUUUCGAAGCCUUUCGUUGAUGACGAAACAUGCACGACGAGCAUGUUUGUACACACAUGUUCAACACACUUGUCCUGUCGUUAGUAGCAACCCUUAUUCAUUGUUGUUCAACUAUGUCCCCACCCGUAUUCCACUAUCAAAUAUUUUUGAAAUUAAUUGUUGAAUGUUGAUGUCUAAUUCAUGCAUUUUGAAUCACCUUUCCAUGAUCGAGCACUCUGAUUUCAUUGUUAAUUUCACAUUAUUUAUGUCCGGUUUCACCGGGCUCGGUCAAGACAUUUGAACAUGGUCAAGCCGGGUAUAAGUGUACACUGGACUUAUGUUCAACUUAAGUGUACACUGGAUUUAUGUUCCACUCAAGUGUACACUGGACUUAUGGAACAUAUGUUGCAGUGCACUCGUUGUAAACCGUACCUGAUUCCACCAUGUUCAAAUGUGUUAACCUGUGUUAGCUUGGUGAAACCGCACAUUAGUAUUUUACUAAUACACUACAGUUUCAUGUUUAAAUCAACAUAUCAUCUUCUGCUGUAUCAGAACACACGCUGAAAACAUUACAGUUGAAGAUGUGUUGGUUUUAACAUGAAACUAUUAAGGUCCCUGUAGAGGUGCGUACAGACUUUAGCGCCACAAACACGUGCAUUUCGCUUUCCAUCAGCUGAUGCUAUUCUUAUUAUAUCUGUAUUUGUACAAAGACAGUAAGAUGCAGAUAUAAUCAGUUGAUGAAAAGCUAAAUGCGCGCGUUCGUGGUGCUCAAGUCUGUACGCAUCUGGAUAAAAUACUAGAGUGGAGUUGACUGUAAUAUCAGUGUAUUUUAAUGUAAUAUCUUUGAUCAUUAUGCAUCUUAGAUUGGUCAUUAUUAAUGAAAUAGGCCUACUUGUUUCAUCUAAGAUCUUAUUAAAUUUGAUAGGUUGUAAUGUUGGCAUUGAAAAGUUGUUCAAAGAUCUUCUUUCAUCACAUUGAGUAGGUUCUAAGAUAGGCAUUAUCUUGUCAAAAUUUGGUCAAACUGUUCUUAUAAGAUAUUAUUAUUGAUAGUCCAAUCCCCUCCCAUUUGAUCACCCUUAUCAUCACAGUAAUAAUUCAUUGUUAGAUCUGAAAAGUUGUUCACAGGUUGUUUACAAAAUUGUAGCAACAGUUGUUGGUGCUUUUGAGAAGCAGGUUGUUGUUUUUAAUCUUCUGUUGUUGCAAUUUCUAGUCAAUAUUUUAUAUCUGAAAGAUCGUCUAUUUAUCUAUCGUUUUACUUGUACAGUUUUUUUAUGUCUCGGUGACAUGUAAAAUUACUCCCCCAAUGAAUGAUAUUUUAAUAGCUUUAAAUCUGUGUUCCUGUUAUUUUUAAGGAUUCUAUAUCAAACUAUUUUUCAUUUCAAUAUCAGUGCUAUACCAUCGUACAUCACAAUAAUUUGUUAUAACCCUCAAUUAAAAUUAAAGUAUUCAUGAAUUAGCAUUCAAAAUUAGCAUGAUAUUACUGAUAAAUUAUCUGCAUUAAUCACUCACAAUUAACAUUAAUUAUUGAUAAAUCAUCUGCUCUAAUCAAUCACAAUUGGCAUGAUAUAUUAUAGAUUAUUCUUGUUAAGAAUAUGUUUCCGUAUUGAAUUGAUAUCCUAUUGAUUUCAAGGAAGUAGUCAAACUACAUCAAUCAAUCUCUGUCAUAAAAUUUGAAUUUGAAAUCUUGAAGCUCGUGCUUAAUCGAUUCUUUGUUUUUGCUUUCAAAAAAUAGCAAUUCUCUGGCAUUGCAUAAAAAAUAGUAAAUCUUAAAAAUAGAAUGAUAAAAUGCUUGAAAGUUAUCAAUAAAUUGAAAAAGUUUGAAUCUCAAAUCAACAUUACAAUCAAUAAUAGGCCUACUAAAAUCAGUCUACAAAAAUACUCAAAUUAUUCACUAAUCAUAUUCUAGCCUUACCAAGUUCAGUAGUCUCCAAAAGUCGAAAAAGAAUUAAUUUCAUAAAUAAAUAUUGAUUUUGGUUUAUUUGAAAAUCAAAUUAACAAUCUGUGCUAUUUUUGUUAUUAACCUAAAUCCUGAUGAAAUAAUAUUCAACCUAUGAUCUCAAUAAUCAUCACCCAAAUUGAGAAAAUAUUUAUCAAUGUUUGUAAAUUGUUGAUUUUUGAAGAUUGUUUGUCCUCUGUAUGUCCUGUAUCAUAACUAGAAUACUUGAAAUUAUCCAAUAAUUUUAUUUUCAGAUAUUUUAUAUUGGUGAUUCCAUAAAUUAUAUUAUACAUAAAAUUAUCCAAUAAUUUUAUUUUCAGAUAUUCUAUAUUGGUGAUUCAAUAAAUUACCAUUUCAAUGUGAUUUUUUUCUAUCUAGCAUUAUUUGCUUGAAUAAAUAGAUCUGAAACUAAACAUUUUAAUGAAAUAUUUUAGUUAUUUAGGUUGUCAUAUAACACUAAUUUACAUAAAUAUUAUUUUUACAAUCGCCUGUCUGUUUUGUAUGAAUGUAUGAGAGUGAGAGAGAGAGAAUGUGUAUCAUAGAUAUUUCAUUGCUAUCAUUUCAUCAUUGUGUAUUAUAUUUUUAAUUUCCAUUUUCAAAGUUCUCAUCUAAUCCUUAUCCAAUUUUAAGCGCAUUUUAAAAUAUUGUUCUGGAAAGUAUAAUUGAAUUUUUCGAAAGCUUUAAUUAUUCAAGUUGCGUAAAUGAUGAAGUUUUUAUUGAUUGUUUGUUAACAGUGGGUGCCGAAUUGUUGUUUCAAGAAUGAAAAACGUUUUAACUGUUAUUUUUGAAAGUGUGUACUUAAAAUCCAUGCAGCGAUAUAAUCUAUACCGUCCAUGUUUGGAGAUAGCUGGUGUUUUAAUGGUCAUAAAUAUCUUUCAGUAGAGUUCAGCUCGAAAAAACAGUCAUUUGUAUGUUUUAAAGACAUUUUACUCAACUUCAUCAAUACAUCAACACAUUUUUUAUAAACUGUAUUAUUAUUUGAAGAUAAACACGUCAUUUUAAUCGUAUCAAAAUUUCGUUUUAGAGUUUUAUUUCAUCUUUAAUAUUUUAUUGGAACUUUAUUUCAAUUUUUAUUGGAAUCUAUCAAUACAAAUAGCAUUUAACUUUGCAUCAAAACUGUAACCAUUGAUUGAAGAUGAACAUUUUCAAACGCCAAACCUUCAAAUCUCAAAAGUAAUAUCAAUUCCACCGUUAAUUUGGUUUCAAAAUUUUAUUUUAUCAUUAAUAUUUGAUUCCCGUCAAGACCUCAUAAAUAGCGAUAACUGGAGCAACUCUCACGCUGGUGCAUUAACCGAGAUCAAAUUUAAGGCUAUGCAAAGGCUAAAAAUAAACUUUCUACUGGUGAUAUUUUUUGAAGUUCUUCGAUCUGUAUAAUAUCAAGCUACCAAAAUGAAAACGUUUUCCCUGGAAAACAUUUUUUUUCCGAUCAUUAAUAUCUGAGAUACGUGCGCCUAAAGUUUAAAUUUUUGGAACAGAACAUUUCAAAUUCGGUAAGAGAUUUAAAGGAUGGAUUCUUCAUGGUAUUGUUGAUCUAGUAUGACAAAACUUUCCUGAAAAUUACACUUUUUAAGAAAGUUAUUCAAUUUACCAAAAAUAACACAACUGAUAGAUUUUUAGUAAAUUGAAUAACUUUCUCAAAAAUUUAUAUUUUCGGGAAAGUUUUGUCUUACUACAUCAACAAUACUAUGAAGAAUCUAUCCUCUAAAUCUCAUGGAUUUAUCUCUUAACAAACUUGAAAUGUUCUGUCCCAAAAAUUAAAAAUUUAGACGCUCAUAUCUCAAAAAGUAAUGAUCGGAAAAAAAUGUUUUCCUGAGAAAACGUUUUUAUUUUGAUAGCUUGAUAGCAUACAAAUCGAAAUAAUUUGAAAAAUAUCACCAGUAGAAAGUUUAUUUUCAGCCUUUGCACUGCCUUAAUCCUAUGUCAGUAUACCCGGCUAAUCAAUGAUCAAAACUCAUUACGGCUAAUGUAAACCUGCUGAUGUAAACCUUUAUUUAAAUAAAAUUCAAGUUUUUAUUCCAAACUCACAUUAUACUUUACUAGUAUUAUGUUGAUCAUCUUUUUGUUCUUACAGCUCACUUAAUUGUAUUAUACUUAGUAGACCUUAGCCCAGUUUCUGGGGCAUUCAUUAUAUCUAAUGGACCAUUAAACCUAUAGAUUUAAUUAGUGUCCCAGAAACCGGACCCUUGAUAAGUAGUAUUUCAUGCACACAUGUCAUUCAUUAAAAAUAACAAAUUAAUAGAACAUAUUAUAAUAAAUAUCUGGAGCAAGUAGACCCUUUAAAAAUGAUAUAUCAUCUUACAUCACAACUCAUGCAAUAAUAUUGUACAUUUGAAUAUUCUCGAUCUCUUGAAUAAACUUAGAGUAUUACCAAAUUAUCAUUGCAAGUUUCUAGUGAAAAAUGUGUAUCAAAUUUAACUUAUAAAAUCAACAUAACAUAAUUUAUGUCAUAGAAAAAUAUGUAAUUAUAUUCUUUCAUCACAGCUCAUGUGUGACGGUAAAAUGGUUGUCUGUGAUUUUUGUGACACUACGGCGAUGUGCAAAUUAUUGAAAAGUACAAACAGCUAUAAAAAUGUGAGA